CUAUUUGAAUAGGUGUAAGACGGCAAAAAUUGAUUAAAAGACGGUUAUAAAACAGGCGAAAGAAAAAAUGUCGCAGGCAAGUUUCACUCCACCGUUAGCGAGGAUCAGCCACGUGAAUCACCCCGAUGGCAAUUUAAAGUUGCACGGAAAGGGUUUGAUCACUGAUAUUUAUGAAAAAUCAAAAGAACUCGGACUUGAAGGCGACAUUAAAAUUUUAAAAACAUUAGAGUUGACAUGUGCUGGAAUGUGCUGCAGAUUUUCUGAAAAUGGAGAAAAAUUAGCAGUGGGAUUAUCAAAUGGAGACGUAAAGAUAUAUAAAACAUCAACUGGAUCAUGCAUCUACCAUCUUUCUGAUGAUGAAACGAAAUCGGAUCGACUCCCAGCAACAUCUGUUAACUUUGUUCCAAAUGAAUUAUCAACUCGUGGAGAGAUGCUUAUUGUCACAUAUGCUAGCGGUAUGAUCAAGUUCUGGCACGUUUCAAGUGAAACAGCUUUACAAACAAUACAUGAACAACGACAGAUUCUCACGAGUUCUCUCUCACCAACUGUCUCCCACAUCCUCACUGGAGGAACCUCGGAGCAGAUCAACGAGUACGAUGUAGAGACAGGAACCAAAACUAAUGUUUAUGAACCAAGUCCAAACAGACUUGUGAUGGAUGGCCACAGAUGUAGAGUGUUUACUGUGAAGCAUCAUCCUACAAACGAACAUGUAUUUUUAUCUGGAGGAUGGGAUGAUACAGUGCAAAUAUGGGAUCAGAGGGAAGAGCAUUCAGUCAGACGAAUAUUUGGUCCACAUAUAUGUGGCGAUGGUAUUGAUGUAGACAAGAAACAUGGGCAUAUUCUUACUGCUUCGUGGAGAAAAAAUGAUGUUUUGCAGGUAUGGGAUUUCAAAAGUGGAGAUCGUAUCAAGACGUUGCCUCCUGAUUUCUCAGCUGAUUCUUUGUUAUACUGUGGGCAGUGGAUGGGAAAGCAACAUAUAGUGUGUGGGGGUUCAGACAACAACAUGGUUCGAAUCAUCGACAAAACUACCUUGGCUACCUCUGGCAUCAUUACCAAUUUACCAUCCGGGGUAUACAGCAUAGACCACGAUCGUAACCGACUGAGUCACCACCAUAGUGACGUCACAAUGAUAGCUGCAACAGCCGGUAACCAUGUCUACCUACUCUCAAAUGCUCCCAACAAAAAAGACUAAAAAAGAACACUUUUUUGCUUUUACUCAUGUAUUUGUACCACCCCUUAUAUUUUAAAGCAGUUUUAUUUUCUCGAUGUUUUGUGUUCUGGUUUGACAGUUUAGCCCACGCCCGUCUUAAUUUGAUGAAUUUUCCGUUCCAAUUUGCGAAUUGUUUUCGUUCCUACCUGUAUUACCUUACCCAUUUUUAUAUUGCACGCAUGUGACUUGUUGAACAUAAAUAUAAAUUCACGAGUGUUGAAAAAC
Messenger RNA from Ciona intestinalis (vase tunicate), 1435 nucleotides. The record is from RefSeq and is a predicted model, not a curated record. Lineage: Eukaryota; Metazoa; Chordata; Ascidiacea; Phlebobranchia; Cionidae.